Messenger RNA from Drosophila busckii, 3936 nucleotides. RefSeq lists its product as uncharacterized. Lineage: Eukaryota; Metazoa; Arthropoda; Insecta; Diptera; Drosophilidae. Bases 34 to 3855 code for a protein of 1273 amino acids. Gene Ontology annotation, biological process: D-sorbitol catabolic process. The record is from RefSeq and is a predicted model, not a curated record. Gene Ontology annotation, molecular function: L-iditol 2-dehydrogenase (NAD+) activity. The transcript is spliced from 4 exons.
AUUAAUUGCAUUAUUUAACGGUUUAUUUAAACAAUGCCGCCCGUACUACACAUCUCUCGCUGCUUGCGGUAUCAUGCACCUCUCUGCCGAGCGAGUCGCCUGCUGCAUGGCAGCUACAGACAAUGGAGGCGCCUAUCCAACUGGCAGCCACUGCAGCCACCACGCAGCUCAUCGAUGCUGAUGCGUGUGCAGCUUUAUUCGCAGCGUAAUGCAAAUGUGUUUACGUUUAAUGGGAAUGCAAUGUUGCGUAAGCGCGUGAGCUUCACCACAUCCUUGGAGGACACCAAGCAGACUGUAGUGCCAGUGGGCGUUAUCACGCCAGAGACAAAAGACGGCAAGGAGCUGAAGAUUAUCAUAGUGCCGCUUGAUUUGGCCAAUCAGGAUGCAGAGGCUUUGAAGCAUACGCUGGAAUCUAUUAAUCAACUGCGUAAAUAUGCGUCGGAGAUUGAAGCAUUUACCAAUAGCAUGACCGAGGACUUUAGCAGCAAGGAUGCUGCAGCUGUGAGUGAAGAGAAGCAACUUGGCAAUGCACUGAUGCCCGAAGUGGAGGGCAUGAAUUUCUGGGAAAGCUAUGCGAUUUCGCGCGUUAAAGCGCCAGCCGCUGAGCCGCUAGAAGCAGCUGCCGCCACCGCUACUGCAGUAGCAACAGAAGCUACGCCCACAAUGCCCACAACACCCAACCCAGGCUCACCCAAUACGCCGUAUGUGCCAUUGCAGACGCCAUUACAGCCGAAUGUAAUACCCACAACAACGCCACCGCUGCAGCCCAGCACUAUGCCAUUUGGUGAUCCAAUGGUGCCGCAAAUAAAUGCCACCGCUGUGGUUAGCAAGAGCCUCAAUGAUGCUGACAUGGAGCAGAUUAUCAUUGAUGUGCCCAAGAGUCUGGGUGAGCAGUUGAAUGACAUGGCCAUUUCUUCGAUGCAGCUGUCUUUCGAAAUGGACAUGACCAAUGUGCGUGACGUCAUACUGCAUGGCGAGUCGGCACAAGUGCGCGAAGCUCCCAGCUUGUGCGACGAUCCAAUGGUGUGCCUGGAAACCAAAGUGGAGGUAGACUCGGCCCAUGAGAUAACAAACACAUUGCCCAUACGCUUCAAUGCACUGAUCAAGGGCACUGUUGAAAUAGAUGCCAACAAGCUGAAUCCAGAGCAGCUUAGCGAGGAGCAUCUGCCAGAGUACAAUGAUACGGUCACCUCCAUUGCAGCCAACAUUUGCAGCACUGCGCUGCAGCGAGGUUUUCCCACCGAUCUUAACGAAACUACAGCGACUACAGCUACAGCUCCAGAGUCCGCAGCUGCUGAAACUUUGGCAGCGGAGGCCAUUGCCAGUUACAAUAAAGCCAAGCUUACGGCCGAGAAGCGCAUUGCUAUGAAACGCCAUCAAGCUGAAAUGGCCAGUCAAAAGUUACAGUGGAUUACGCCUGAAUUUGAGGUGCGUGAAAUGGGCACGUUGUCGUUGCCGCAGGAGGUUGAAGUGCCAUAUUUGAAGGAUGGCUGCAAGUAUCCUAUCAUCAAGCCAAAGAAGAAGUGUCCCAAGAAAUGCCCCUUGGACGAUCCCUGCAAGGAGAAUCCUUGCAAGCGCCCGAAGAAGCCACAGAAGCCCAAGAAAGCAGCUUCGACUACUGAGAUUACGGCCAUGGCUGACAAGAAAGAUACUUGUGGAAAGGGCAAAGAUGCCAAAGGCAAGGAUGGCAAGGAUAAAAAGGACCCAUGCGCCAAAUUCAAAAAAGGCAAAGAUGGCAAGGAUGGCAAAAAGGAUCCUUGCGCCAAGGGCAAAGAUGGCAAGGAUGGCAAAGCUAAAAAGGAUCCCUGCGCCAAGUUUAAAAAGGGCAAAGAUGGCAAAGGCAAGAAAGAUCCCUGUGCCAAGAAGGAUGCCAAAAAGGAUCCCUGUGCCAAGAAGGAUGCCAAGAAGGAUCCUUGCGCCAAGGGUAAAGAUGGCAAGGAUGGCAAAGCUAAAAAGGAUCCCUGCGCCAAAUUCAAAAAGGGCAAAGAUGGCAAAGGCAAGAAAGAUCCCUGUGCCAAGAAGGAUGCCAAAAAGGAUCCCUGUGCCAAGAAGGAUGCCAAAAAGGAUCCCUGCAAAAAGAAGUUCUCAACAUACCCAGUAUCCAAAUUUUACACAUCCAAUGGAGCCACCUCCAGACGCUCGCUGUCUACCUCACUCAGUAGCGGCUUCGUGGAUCUAAAAUUAGAAAACCAAAAAUCACAUUUGUCGUAUAACCUAAAGCCGAGAUUUAUGGGCUAUUCGUCACUAGCGCGUUGCCUCAUAAACAAGCAGCGCAGCUCACCUGCUCGCUUCCCAGUCUACUCGACGCUUGUGCGUCGCCAUUACGGCGGCUUGCGCUCGAAGCAGGCGGGAGUAAAGCAGCCAUGUCCAGAGUUUAGUAUGGCAAAAUAUUAUAGCAAAGGUCCUGGCAAGUCGGAGGAUGGCAAGUGCAGUGUGCUUACCACGAAGAUGCCGGCUAAUCGCAAGGAAACAAAGAAGAGGGCUGAUGGCUUGCGAACAGAUUGUUUUGGCCUGGACGAGGAGUGCCCCAAGAAUCGCUGCACGGGCAACUGUGGGCCCAUCAAGAAGCCAGUAAAGAAGUGCGACAGAAGUAAGCAGAACAAAGGUAAAGAAAGAAAUGAACUGCUUAACAGGAGCUCAUUAAUGCUCAGCCAAAUGCGCAUGCAAAGCGAUUUGUCGCUUAGCAGAAAACGCUACAUGUCCCUCAUAAGCGAGAAGACGGCAACAGUGAGCGAACCUUUGGACUCUGUUGAAAGAGACACAGCCUGCACGCCCAUUGAGGUCGUCAGGAUACCGACUUCUUAUAAAAUAAGCAAGCACUGGAUGCCGCGUCCCGUUGUCAAGCAGUUUGACGUGCUUAUACGCACGGGCUCGGUGGCGCUCACUGGCUCCGAUAUACACGUAUACGAGAACGCCAAUCGUGAGCUGGACUCGAUGACGCUUGGUCACGAUGCCACCGGGUUCGUGGAGGAGAUUGGCAGCUGUGUGCAUCAUUUGCGUGUGGGUGAUCGCGUCGUUAUGGAAUCGGCGCUAUCCUGCGGCAUUUGUGAAUUCUGCAAACAAGGACUGUACAACAUAUGCUCCGACUUGGUUUACAACGGCUUCAUGGGCAGCCAUCAGUCGCAUCCAGCGGAUUUAUGCCAUCGCCUGCCCGACGACAUCUCCAUGGAGGUGGGCACGCUCACGCAGACGCUGGCGCUGGGCUGCCAGGCCUGCUUCAAGGCGAACAUAACGCCAACCAGCAAUGUGCUAAUCAUUGGCUCCAGUCCCACCGCCGUUUCGGCUGCCAUGUGCGCAACUGCGAUUGGAGCCAAGCGUGUGGCCAUUGCUAGCAACAUGAACGCCUCACUGGACACGAUCAAGCAGGACUUUAAUUUCAAUACCAUUAGCUUUGACGCAAAUGCUUUGUUCGGCGAAGUGCUAGAAUCAAUAUACACGCAAUUCAAGGAUUGGCCCAAUUGUGUCAUCAAUUGCGCCAUAACACCCAUGACCAUGAAUCUGGCUGUGAUGGCCUUGCAGCCUUGCAGUGUCUGCAUUCUGGCCGAGUGCGAGACCGAGUGUGCCAGCUUCAAUGCACUUGACGUACUUAUGAAGAACAUACGCCUCAUUCCCAGCUUUCGAUCCGCCAAUAUGUAUCCGACGGCGCUGCAGCUGAUGAAAUCCGGUCGAGCGCCCAUGCACAAGUUCAUAGCCCGAGCUUUUCCGUGGAGCGAGCUGGAGGAUGCGUUCCGGUGUGCACAGCAUGAGUCCAAUGUUGGCCUGCGCAAGGUAAUUGUCAACAACUGUGUGCAGAACGACAUUGGGGGAUUGAUAAAGAACAAAUUUCAAAAAUCAUUGCGAGAGCAAAAUGAAUAAUGUACAAAUUUUUUGUUAUUUAAGUAGCCGAGUAUGCUGUGGGCAAACAGAAAAUAGAAUAUUAAAAAAAUAUAUAUAUAA